Messenger RNA from Loa loa (African eye worm), 354 nucleotides. RefSeq lists its product as hypothetical. The record is from RefSeq and is a predicted model, not a curated record. The transcript is spliced from 3 exons. Lineage: Eukaryota; Metazoa; Nematoda; Chromadorea; Rhabditida; Onchocercidae. The annotation marks the transcript as partial.
AUUGGACGAGAUUGUGGUGAUUGCGCACAGUUUCGAAGUGGUACAUUAACAUUAACAGUUUAUGGGAAUGCAAAAUGUGAAGCAAAAUCAAUUUGGACAGGUGGUUCGGUUACGGUAACGGUAGGACAUGAUUUAGUUAUUGAAGGACAAGUAAAACAUGUAAAUUUGGAUGUAUCAUGUGGAGGUAAUAUGGCAACAACUGAAGAAGCAAUUAUUAGCCAAGAACAAUGGGCUAGAAUAGUUUCUUCCUCAUUUUGUGUUGGCGGAAUUUGGUCAGUGGGUGAACAAUUUGGUUUAGAUGUUGAAUCGGCUACAUUUUUGGAAGAAUCAUACAUGGAAGUGGAUUAUUUUGAG